Messenger RNA from Toxotes jaculatrix (banded archerfish), 6049 nucleotides. It is a transcript of the gene rnf150b, whose product is annotated as ring finger protein 150b. Bases 457 to 1797 code for a protein of 446 amino acids. The transcript is spliced from 6 exons. The record is from RefSeq and is a predicted model, not a curated record. Lineage: Eukaryota; Metazoa; Chordata; Actinopteri; Toxotidae.
ACAAUGCAGCUUAGCGGGCCUGUCGCGUUCAGCUAGCGCGUAAUAAUCAACGUGUUAUUAACAGUUAACACACGGUGAAAAAAAAAAUCACCGCCUGGUGUUUUACUUCGGCCCGGUUCAGUCGCGUCGCUCCCGUGGUCCGUUUCUUCCGGAGCCGUCCCUGCGCCGAGGCUUCUCCCGUGGGUGUUUUUGUUUUGUUCGCGGUGACGGCUGGAAAUGGAGGCGGCUAACGGGCGUCUGCUGCGAGGUGUCCUGAGCGCAGCGGAGGGGAGCGGCUGAAAACACGAAGACAGAAACGCAACAAGGGAGAGGGGAAACGGAGAGGGGGGUCCGCAUUUAGAAAAGACGGAUUAAAUUUCCUCCUGGGCGGUUGUCUGGUUGGUAUGGUGGAGUAGGCGCUAUCCGGCUCCUCCGACCGAUCGUCCGACGGACGGUGCUCUCUCACCGGGGAGAAUCAUGGCCCCCGGCUCGCUGGUGGCGGCCUGCCGCAGCCUGGCCCUCUCUACGUGGCUGCUCUCCUUCUGCUUCGUCCACCUGCUGUGCCUGGACUUCACCGUGGCCGAGCGGGAGGAGUGGUACACCGCCUUCGUCAACAUCACCUACGUGGACCCGGCCACCUCGGAGCUCCGCACCGAGAAGACGGAGUGCGGUCGCUACGGGGAGCACUCGCCGAAGCGGGACGCCAAGGGGGUGGUGGUCCUGCCCGCAGCCCUGCACGAUCGCCAGGCCUGCGACCCAAACACCCGGUUCGCGGUUCCCGCACAGGCCGGGGCCUGGAUAGCGCUGAUAGCCCGGGGCAACUGCACCUACAAGGACAAGAUCCGCCACGCCGCAGCCCACAACGCCUCGGCGGUGGUCAUCUUUAACGUGGGGUCCGCUAACGCUAACGACACCAUCACGAUGCCCCAUCCAGGCACAGGUGAGGUGAUCGCCAUCAUGAUCCCGGAGCCAAAAGGUCGUGAGGUCGCAUCGCUGCUGGAGCACAACGUGACGGUCACCAUGACGAUCACCAUCGGGACGAGGAACCUGCAGAAGUACGUGAGCAGGACGUCGGUGGUGUUCGUCUCCAUCUCCUUCAUCGUGCUGAUGAUCAUCUCCCUCGCCUGGCUCGUCUUCUACUACAUCCAGAGGUUCAGAUACGCCAACGCUCGAGACAGGAACCAGCGUCGUCUCGGCGAUGCGGCGAAGAAGGCCAUCAGCAAACUGCAGGUUCGCACCAUCAGGAAGGGCGACCAGGAGACGGAGGCCGACUUCGACAACUGCGCCGUCUGCAUCGAGGGCUACAAGGCCAACGACGUGGUCCGCAUACUGCCCUGCAGACAUUUGUUCCAUAAGAGCUGUGUGGAUCCGUGGCUGCUGGAUCAUCGCACAUGUCCAAUGUGCAAGAUGAACAUCCUGAAGGCCCUGGGCAUCGCUCUCAAUGCAGACUGCCUGGACGACCUGCCGCUGGACUACGACCUGGCCCUGGGCGGUGUGGGAGGGGUCGGCGUGGGUGGAGUCGGGGCCCUGGCCCUGGAGGCCGUGGUGUCCGGGGCGUCCAGUGACGGCACGCUGAGCGAGGGCGGCUCCUCGGUGGUGCUGGACCCCGGCGUACGACGGGUGGGGCUCCCACAGGACUACCAGGACCCUGACACCUUAAGAGACAGCCCUGUGACGGCCACCACCGACACACACACAGGUGAGCUCCAGCCAAUGGCAAGCAGCGCCUCAGUGGCAUCCUUGGUCAUCGCCGUGGAAACCGGCCUGUCAGAUGAGGAGGGGUCUCUGGAGCAGUCUCAGCUGGGGGAUAAAUCCUGAGAGGAGCUCACCAGAACCAAACCAGAACCUGGGCCCAAACAGACUUUGAUCUGGUUCAGUCCUGAAGGUCCUGAGAAUGACCCAACUGAAACCAGAUCUGAACCAAACCUGACUGCACUAGACUAAGUAUGACCUGAGCUAAGCCCAGGACCUGGUUCUGGUUUGGACUGGUUCCAGAGGGAAGCCAAAUCCAGAACCAGAACUGGGGUUUGAGUGUUUUUUUUCUCUUGGGACAAAACUUUGCUAAACCAAACCGACUUGUCUGGACUCGAGCUUCGGUAGAACAUGGGCCUAGACUUUGGGGGGAUGGGUUUUAUGUUUUGGACCUAUGUGAUCUGGACUCAGAGGAAACUGACUGACCUGGUUUGGCUUCGUUUUCAGUCUCUUCCUGGACUCUUACCUGGGUGUUAUGUUUUUCCAAGGUUGAACUGGGAUAUUAGUCCGUCUCUGUGCAGACCAGCAGCUCUUGUCUCCGUGGACACAGACCAUCCAGCUCCUUCCAUCGUCCCAAACAUCUGAUUAAACCUGACAAACUUUCAUUCUUAAUAUUGUGGGACUUGUCUUGACGUCCGUCUUCUGACUUUAAGGACUUUCAAAGGGUAGAGCAUGAGGCACAUGGAUGAUCAGACUCAGCUCAGUGUGAACAGGGUGGAACCUGAAAAACGUCAGUAUUCUUCUUCAUCAGCGAAUCGUGACGAGCUGCAUGAGAACCGUGUGUUUCUACCUGUACCUGCCUCAGUGAGGAACCUCUGUGGAUUAUUCUGUUACCUGGAUUUUCCAGGUAAAGAGGCACAACAGCUAAACAGACUUUGAAGGACAGUGACUCCGCAUCAGGGCUGUUCACUUCUGGUCCUGGUCCGGAUUCUGGGAGGGGUCAGGCUCCGUUUCCUGAUGUGUGUCAUGUCUGUGCUGACUGACUCAUCUUGGAAGGAAGACUUUUAUUUUGAAAGAACACACCAGCUACUCAGAGCGGUGGAUUUUCUUUCUUUUCUUGUUGUUUUGCUUUAACGGUGGACUCGCCCCGGCAGUAUUAGAGUUUGACUGCAGUAUUGUGACGACAGUAUUUCGUUUUUCCUUCAGUCCUCUGACGGUGCUGGGUUUGGGAUCUUUGGUUCCUGUGGCUCCAAACAGGGUUCCUGAAGAACAGGCGACACUGAGACAGAAAGCGAGGUUUGAGGAAAGUUAACACGUCUGAUUUCACUACAACACAUGACACAGACUCUCUGACUGUAAAACACAGGUGAAGCAGAAGGUUUGAAAACUGUGCAGCAGCUCGUGUUCGGGGGAAAUGACUCGGUGAUGGAGGAGAGUCAUCAGCUGCUCUCCUCUUCAUAUGGUUAAAGACACGUGGUAACGCUGGGCGGACGCUGUAUCCUGUAACUCAUGUCAGCUCCACACCACGUGUUAAUCAGACGUUUAUACUGACGCUGCACGGAUCCGGUGUAAAGAUCACAGAAGCCACUGAUGAUGAGGUGACUGUUGACGAACUGCUCCACAUACGUCAGGCUCAGUGUAGAAUUCAUGUGACUGGAUCUGUGAAGGAAAUCAGACCAUCACGCUGUCCAACAGCUGAAAACGUGAUCUGACCUGCCAGAAAUCCAGCCGAUCGUCCGGGAGCCAGAUCAUCGAUCGCUCAAACCGCGUGCCAGAUGACAAUCGAUCGGGCGUCGGUUCAGUUCAAGGUUAAAGUGCAUGCGGCUCAGUGUGUAUGGCGUCUGCCCAGCUUACCUUCAGGAGAUGCAGAGACUUUCCUCGUCAGUCUUCCAUCGUGGUUGUCUCUCCUGAGCUGUGAUGUUCGUUACGCGCUGUCCUCCAUUAAAAUGCCACGUAGGAACCCCGUCCGUAGUGUUGCCUGGUUUUGUUGUUUCCUCGUCCAUCCGUCCGUCUGUGUGUCUGCCCGACCACUCGUGUCUGUUUCCACGGCCUCGUGCUGCCUUUUUAAACACACGUACCUUUAACCCCGACAAUCAAGGAUGGGAUCUUGUACUUGCCGGUCAGGGAUCCUUUCUCUGAACUUAAGCAAACCUAAGAAGUGUUUUUCAGACCCGCCUGCCGUAGGAGAUGUUAGCUGCCAUUAAAGUUUCCACAGGUUACGGAGGCGUCAGCAGAACAAGCUGUGAACAAAGUUAUUGGAGUUUGAGAGUCGCAGGGAAACACUCAGAGCUGCAGACAGAGGAUCCUUCAGUGAGGACAGUUCACUCUCGAUGCAUCAGCUCAAAGCCAAACCUGUAAAUAUCAGAUGUUUAUUCCACGAGUUCGCGGCGCCAGGUGCCGAGCUGUCGGUUGUGUUGUGGCGUCGCCAGCGAAGUGAGCUUCCUGAAACAGAGAGAGAUAAAGAUUGUCGUCUAUUUUGAUACCAGAGGAGACGUUUAUUUUUGUAACGAAGACUCCAGCAGCAAAGACUGACCCCUGCCCUGAUCCCCUCACUACCCCCGGCCUGAUGAUUCUCAGUGUGACUGAGGAUUGAUCAGAGCUCAGUGUUGGUUAUUUGUGUAAUUGUACAUACACACGGUGAAGCUAAGGAAUCGAAACUGUCAGUCGCUUCAUGAAAACUGAGAGAACUGAGUGAUCUGAGCCUGAUUGUGAGCUGGAGAACCAGUGCUGUGCUAAUUCCUUUUAUUUUAUUAAAGUAAAAAUAAUUAAUUUUCCAUAAAUAAAAGAAAACAUGAUUAAGCUCGUCGUCGGGUUUAAAGAACGGAACAAAUUCUAAUUAGAAAAUCUGUUAAUUUCUUUUACUGAAUCCAAAACAUUGAAAUGAAUUUAGCUGUAAUUUGUUGAACCAGCUUUAAAAACCUGGAAUAAUCCUAAUGUUUUAUCAGGGAGCACGAUGGGAUUCAGUCACACCGGCGCUGACUUUACCACAGCAAACUAACUCGAUUCAAAUACAUAUGAAAACCAGCAACAGUCAGUUAGAGAAAGUCAGAGAAAUGAAGCAGAAAACUUUUGAAACACGUGUCUGACAGUCUGAAGCACACUGCACCCGACAUAACCAUGGAAUUAUAACCUCCAUAUGUUGUAAAUAUGAUCGGCACCACGACAGAUCUGGUAACUGGAGCAGCCUCCUCCUGGUUAUGAGAUCUGACCUGAGUUUAUCUGUAAUAAUGAGAAGAGGACGUGUGAGACUUUAUAUCUCAUUCUGACAGGAUACGAAUCCCAGAGUUUUGUAAUGAGGAGACACUAAGUUAUAACGAGUUCAGUGCAGGACAGGCCUCAUCAUCGCUGUGAUUGACCUCCUGUCAUUGCCAGUGAUGACGUCUGAUUGGUUCUUCCCUGUCCCUCCUCUCUGCCGGCCAUUUUCCCUGGAUGCUGUGUUUUGAUUGGUUGCUCAGCCUCUUUUGUUGAUGCACUUUAACGCUGUUUCUCUGGAAGGUUUCUGAAAAGUCUUUUCUCUCCUCUGCCUUCAUGAUUUUCUUUCUCUCUCAACAUUACUGAGUUGGACGUUUUGUGAGAAUUGUGUUUGAAUUGAAAAAUGUUCGGCCCUGCUGCUCAAUCACUUCGGUCUUUCCACCAUAUUUUUGUGUUGUAGUUUCUGAUCUUUUUCCUCAAGCAGGUAAAUCCUGUUUUUUUUAAAAAGUUAAUCGAAGAAGGAAGAACAGACGGAAAAAAGGGAAAGCAGAAUGAAAGACAGAACUUUCAGAUCCUUCCAGGGAGACAGGGAGCGAAUCAAGAGAUGAUCGGAUGCGUUUGUAGCCAUGGUAACCCUGCCCCCACCCCCUCCAGCUACCAUGACAACAGGGUGAUGUGGUGUGUGUUUCUACAAUAUUGUUUUCAGAAGGUCUGUGCGAUUGUCCUGUGCACGCAAACACAAAAUGCACACACACACACACACAGAGACAGAUCAGUGUAAAUACAAGGCAGCGGCGGCCAUGUUGUUUCUGUGUUUCAGUUGUUGCACGUGUUCUGAUUCAGGACAAAAUUUAAAUAAACUUUUACUGCAAGUUUUUGUUUUGAUUCCAUCCUGACGUGUGUGUGUGUGUGUCGUCACUCUGCAGCAGCACAUUUACACUUUUCACCAAAAACACAGUUCAUUUACAAACAGUUUAAAAAGGUUUCAAACACCAUUUCAGUGAAAAGAGGGAGAACUGAAGGAGAAACGGAAACAUGCCAGGCAGCAGUUUAAUCUAAAACUCAACUCACCAAAGCGUCUUCAGAUUUCUGACGUGGAACUCAAAGAGAAAAAAACAGGAGGCUUUAGAUUAUAAUCAUGUAUUAGCAGCUUUUCAUUAUUUAAAACGUGUUCAGGUGUUUUAUU